UCGAUUAUCUUCGGUUUGAAAUGUCGGUUUAUAACACAUCACUAAUGUCACCUUGCAAAGGUCAAAUUGGUCAAAAAAGUUAUCGGGAAGCAGCAAGUGUAGGAGUGUGAUCUUAGGAAUUCUUGCAUUUAUUAUAUAAAAAACCUUUGAAUUUCUACAGGUACACUUUUGUCACUAAACAAACAAAAUGCCGAUCAAGUCUAUCAAAGCUCGCCAGAUCUUCGACUCCCGUGGUAACCCCACCGUCGAGGUUGAUUUGGUAACUGAGUUGGGACUUUUCCGUGCUGCUGUGCCGUCUGGAGCCUCCACUGGAGUGCAUGAGGCCCUCGAACUCCGUGACAAUGUCAAGGCGGAGUACCACGGCAAGGGAGUCCUCACCGCAGUAAAGAACAUCAAUGACAGCAUCGCUCCCGAGCUGCUCAGUGCCAACAUUGAAGUCACAGAGCAGAAGCAGAUUGAUGAUCUCAUGCUGAAGUUGGAUGGCACCGAGAACAAAUCAAAGUUGGGUGCCAACGCCAUCCUUGGAGUGUCCCUGGCUGUGGCCAAGGCUGGUGCUGCCAAGAAGGGAGUUCCCUUGUACAAGCACCUGGCUGACUUGGCAGGAAAUGCAGAGAUUGUCCUCCCGGUGCCCGCCUUCAACGUCAUCAACGGAGGCUCCCACGCCGGCAACAAGCUGGCCAUGCAGGAGUUCAUGAUCCUGCCUACUGGUGCCACCACCUUCAGCGAAGCCAUGCGCAUGGGCACAGAGGUGUACCACCACCUCAAGAACAUCAUCAAGAAAAAGUUUGGUCUGGACUCCACGGCCGUCGGGGACGAGGGUGGCUUCGCGCCCAACAUCCAGAACAACAAGGAGGCCCUGUUCCUCAUCCAGGACGCCAUUGAGCAGGCUGGGUACACUGGCAAGAUCGAGAUCGGCAUGGACGUGGCCGCGUCCGAGUUCUUCAAGAACAACACGUACGACCUCGACUUCAAGAACCCCGCCUCUGUUCCCGCCGACUACCUCUCCUCGGACAAGCUCGGAGAGAUGUACCUCGAGUUCAUCAAGGACUUCCCCAUGGUGUCCAUCGAGGACCCCUUCGACCAGGACGACUGGGCCGCCUGGUCCAAGCUCACCGCCAGCACGCCCAUACAGAUCGUCGGCGAUGACCUCACUGUGACCAACCCCAAGCGCAUCGCCACAGCGGUGGAGAAGGCGGCGUGCAACUGCCUGCUGCUGAAGGUGAACCAGAUCGGCUCCGUGACCGAGUCCAUCGACGCGCACCUGCUGGCCAAGAAGAAUGGCUGGGGCACCAUGGUCUCACACAGGUCCGGUGAAACCGAGGACACGUUCAUCGCGGACCUGGUGGUGGGUCUCUCCACGGGGCAGAUCAAGACGGGCGCGCCGUGCCGCUCCGAGCGCCUGGCCAAGUACAACCAGAUCCUGCGCAUUGAGGAGGAGCUGGGCGCCGCCGCCAAGUACGCCGGCAAGAACUUCCGCCGGCCCGUCUAGAGACACACCCCGUCGUAGUUCGUUUGUUUCUCCUUUGUACUGGUUGGCCAAUCACGCGUGAGAUACAGUUAAUUCUUAUCCGUGAUUGGCUCAGGUAGCUUUGGCCAAUCACGUGCAACUGCUCUGUGGAAAUAAACGAACUAUAGGAGACUUGCACCUUAACUAUGAGAUUAGCUAGAUAAGGAUAAAUAAUCGUUACAUUCUCCAGAGUUACAGUCAAAGCAUGGUGCAAGUCCCCCUAAAUUAUAAAAGUAGUUAACCGUCUCAUGUAUCAAAGUGGUUCCAUUAACUGGAUAAUUUAAAGUAGAUGUAGUGGUUCACUGCUUCCGAAAGCUAUGUGUUAUUUGUAAUGUCUACCAUGGGUUAUUUAUAUUAUAUCAAAGUGGUAGUAACGAAUGUUGAUGUUUGGAAUUAUUUAUUUAAAAUUUAUGUAUUGUAUGUAAUGUUUGUAAUGAAUACUAUGUAUGCAAUACGCACGAUGUCUUGUGUACAAGAAUAUAAUUACAUUUAUAUGUAUAUUAAUAAAGAAAUUGGAGUUCUGUAAAGAAA
Messenger RNA from Plutella xylostella (diamondback moth), 2038 nucleotides. RefSeq names its product alpha-enolase (gene Eno). Gene Ontology annotation, molecular function: magnesium ion binding; phosphopyruvate hydratase activity. Gene Ontology annotation, cellular component: phosphopyruvate hydratase complex. Gene Ontology annotation, biological process: glycolytic process. NCBI's taxonomy places the organism in Eukaryota, Metazoa, Arthropoda, Insecta, Lepidoptera, Plutellidae. The record is from RefSeq and is a predicted model, not a curated record.